CUGGAGGGAGGUUGCUAGGAGAAGCUGAGCCACAGUUGCCGGUGAGUUGUAUCGAGCUGACUGGGGGGUGAUUCCGGCUCCACGUGACUGUUUCCCGUGGUGUGCUGACUCAGGAUGUGGUCGCUGUGCGCUCUCGCUGUUGCCGGUGUUCUGGUGGCGCUUCCCGGUAGUAUCCAGGCCCUAAAAGCUGGCGAGUGCGAAGUGUGCGUGUCUUUCCUGGAUCGCUUUUAUCAGUCUCUGAAGGAGAAGAAUGUGGAGUUCAAGGCCGAUGUGAUUGAAAAGGAGCUGCUGAAGUCCUGCAAUGAGGCGAAGGGGAAGGAGAACAGACUGUGCUACUAUAUUGGGGCUACCACCGACGCAGCCACAAAGAUCACCAAUGAGGUGUCAAAACCACUAAGCUACCACAUCCCAGCCGAGAAGAUAUGCGAGAAGCUGAAAAAGAAAGAUGGUCAGAUCUGCGAAUUAAAAUACGACAAGCAAAUUGACUUGAGCACAGUGGAUCUUAAGAAGCUGAGGGUCAAAGAACUGAAGAAGAUCUUGGAUGACUGGGGGGAGACUUGCAAAGGCUGUGCUGAAAAAUCCGAUUAUAUCCGUAAAAUCCAUGAGUUAAUGCCCAAAUACGCUCCUAAUGCAGCCAACGCACGGACUGACCUCUGAUAUCCCUCCCAACAGGGAAUAAGCAUGGACUGAUCCACCUACCUUGGGAGCUGGCAGACUGACCCUCUUAGUUUUCAUUUUACAUUUAAUUAGGUUUUUUUCUGGUUUGUUUAAAGAAAACCCAGACUACAGAAGAUCAUACGCUGCAGGGUCAUCUGCAGAGAAAAGAACCCCCUCUGUUUGAUAAAUCUGUAAGUUAUGUAUUUGUUUUUCUCUGAGCUGUCUUUUGACAGUAUAUGGUCUUUUUUUUAUUAGUUUCUUGCAAUUCUUUUGAGUGGUAUUUUUUUUCUAUGAAAAUAAAAGAAUCCACUCUGGAUUUUGCUGUACUCUUCAGCCAUGGGCUGCCGCAUGCUUUGUCCACACUUUAUAACACGGCGUGAACUAUAUGUGUGGCAGGCCACGAGUGUCCCCAGGAGGCACUCUACAUGUGGCAGCACACAGGUUUCCAUGACUGUUUCUCUAGUCCGAAAAAAUAAAUAAAUCAGUAUUUCACUGACUGGCAAAAAGCUAAAAUAAAAUAAUAAAAGUUUACUCUUUUCCAUAUUACAAAAAACUACUUGAGCCAGGUUUGUGCGAAGUAUGUUUUAGGGCAUUCACAGAAAGAAUUGCAAUUCUUGUUUCUUCUGUUCUCCCUCCAUCCGUUUCUGUCGAAUGUUUAUAUUUUACUGUGCCCGAGUGACUCCACAACCUAUAAAUUGAUAUUUCUCUA
Spea bombifrons (plains spadefoot toad) is the source of this 1366-nucleotide messenger RNA. It is a transcript of the gene MANF, whose product is annotated as mesencephalic astrocyte derived neurotrophic factor. The coding region runs from base 115 to 657 and encodes 180 amino acids. NCBI's taxonomy places the organism in Eukaryota, Metazoa, Chordata, Amphibia, Anura, Pelobatidae. Gene Ontology annotation, biological process: dopaminergic neuron differentiation; neuron projection development. The transcript is spliced from 4 exons. Gene Ontology annotation, cellular component: endoplasmic reticulum. The record is from RefSeq and is a predicted model, not a curated record.